Hevea brasiliensis (rubber tree) is the source of this 1087-nucleotide messenger RNA. Its product is annotated as peroxisomal membrane protein 11B. The record is from RefSeq and is a predicted model, not a curated record. The transcript has a single exon. The coding region runs from base 185 to 865 and encodes 226 amino acids. Gene Ontology annotation, biological process: regulation of peroxisome size; peroxisome fission. NCBI's taxonomy places the organism in Eukaryota, Viridiplantae, Streptophyta, Magnoliopsida, Malpighiales, Euphorbiaceae. Gene Ontology annotation, cellular component: peroxisomal membrane.
GUAAUAAGGAGCAAAACGGGGUCCAACCACACGUUCUGCUUCGGAAUUAUCCAAAAGAAAAGGCACCUGUGGCUCUCCUCCUUAGUUUAGGAUGUAUUCAAACUCUCCACAGAGACAAAUGAACUCUUCCUCAACCUCAUCAUCAAUACCGAUUAACAUCAACCAUUAACAUCUCCCUUCCACCAUGAAUGACACAGUGGACAAGCUGGUUGUCUUCUUGGCAAAGAGAGAUGGCAUAGACAAGCUUGUCAAGACUUUCCAGUAUGUGUCCAAGCUUGUUCACUGGCGUGUAGAAGCAACUCACCCAGAUAUUGCACAGAGAUUCAAGCAAUGGGAAGUUGCCUCGGGUCUUAGCAGGAAAGCCUUCAGAACUGGCAGGUUUCUCACUGGCUUCAAUGCCCUGAGAAGGAACCCUGGCUCAACCCCGACUUUUAAGUUCCUAGCUGUUCUUGCUAAUGCAGGAGAAAUGGUCUAUUUCUUUUUUGACCACUUUCUUUGGUUAUCAAGAAUCGGAACCUUGGACGCAAAAUUGGCAAGAAGGAUGAGCUUCAUCUCAGCGUUUGGUGAGUCUUUUGGCUAUAUAUUUUUCAUUAUAGCUGAUUUUAUUAUUAUCAGAGAGGGAAUAAGAGCAGAGAGAAAGCUGCUUGUUUCUUCCAAAGAAGAUUCCAAGGGAGCGAAAGACAAUAUACGAAAGAUUAGAGCAGACAGAGUGAUGAGGUUCAUGUCUAUAGCUGCGAAUACUGCAGACUUGAUUAUCGCACUGGCGGAUAUUGAGCCCAACCCAUUUUGUAAUCAUGCUGUUACUCUUGGUAUCAGUGGGUUGGUCUCUGCAUGGGCUGGUUGGUAUAGAAAUUGGCCCUCGUAGAUAAAGAUCCUAACAACAGUUGCAAUCAAAUCGUUGUGAGCUCUUGAAAGUGGAAAGGGAAGUAUUUCAUUGAUCAUGCAACCAUCGAAACUCUGCAAUUUGCCUGUGCUUUAAACUAUCCAUGACCAUAAUUAUUGUAUGAUGAAUCAACUUUACGGUUGGGUAAUUUUACUUCUAGCAUACUUUCUAGUUUUUCCCCAAUAAUAUACUUUUUUCUUGAUA